AUGCAUCUUUCUUCAGUCCUCGCCGUUGCUCUCUCUGCCCCCAGCCUUACCAAUGCUGUUCUUUUCCAUCGCAACCCAAAUCCAGCCUUGACCUGGCAGGUAUCUAAUUUCACCUACCACUGUUCUCCCGGGGGCUGUGUCUACGUCUUCAGCAUCCACGGCGCUGAAACCAAGAACACUCCCGGAUUCACGGCCGACUGUUUGAUACCGAACUCAGGAAAAGAAGAGGAAUACACUCAGUGCGACAACGAACAAGUCAAAGCCAAAGUGACCCCCGCGGCUGAUUUCAUACGGAAUGUCAAGGUGGAGUAUAGUUGGCUACAGGGCGUUACUGCUGAGUUCCACGCGCGAGGCCAGAUUAAUAUCACUUUAACCGACACCUACUUUACCAUUCCGGUGACUGAGGUGUCUGGUAUUGCUUGA
Aspergillus tanneri is the source of this 423-nucleotide messenger RNA. RefSeq lists its product as uncharacterized. The record is from RefSeq and is a predicted model, not a curated record. The transcript has a single exon. NCBI's taxonomy places the organism in Eukaryota, Fungi, Ascomycota, Eurotiomycetes, Eurotiales, Aspergillaceae. Bases 1 to 423 code for a protein of 140 amino acids.